CCGGCGACAUCUCAUCUCCGGGUUUGCCCUCAUAUGACAACUAUAUAAUCAAACAAUCGUUUAAACAUGAAAAAAGCUUCAUGUUGCCUGAUUUGGGCAACCAUAAUUGGUGUCAUUUUACUAAUUGCAGGUAUUGUGGUCAUUCCUGUGGCGAAGAACCUAAUUCACAACAAAAUUACGGAGCAAAUUACAUUAAAGAGCAACGCGACAUACCAAAACUGGGUGAAAAAUCCAACACCAAUAUUUUUCCAAUUGUGGGUCUGGGAUCUUCAAAAUCCGGAUGAGGUGAAGAAUGGCGGGAAGCCUAGUCUUGUUCAGAGAGGUCCAUACUCAUACAGGGAAAACCGUCAUAAAAUCAAUGUGUCGUUCCAUGAUGAGAAUGACACGGUAACAUAUAAGGAAGACAAGUACUACGUGUUUGACCGAGCCAUGUCCAACGGAACAGAAGACGACAAAUUCACCACCGUCAAUAUUCCACUUAUGUUGAUAGCAAACAUUGUGAAGCGGGAAGUUGACUGGCUCCAGAAGAUAGCAGAUGCCCUGAUAGAGUGGGGAGAGAAGGAUGUGUUCAUGACUCUGUCUGUGAAGGACCUUGUCUGGGGCUAUGACGAGCCCCUUAUCAACAAGACGGUCACACUGCUCCAGGAACUUGGCCUGCCAAUACACAUUGACGAUCACUUUGGCCUCUUUGUUGGGACAAACAACUCCGAUGACGGCUGGUAUAACAUAAAGACUGGCCAGGGCGACCCAAGCCUGUUUGGUGUGAUACAGAAGUGGAACUGGAACAACACUUUGCCAUACUGGACAACACCUACAUGUAAUAUGGUCAACGGUACAGAUGGCACAAUAUUCCAUCCCUUUGUGGACAAAUCUGAUGUCAUGUAUGUUUUCUCCACAGAUCUUUGCAGAUCAAUAUAUUUCACAUACCUGGAGCCCAGUUCCCAGCAGGGUAUUGACCUGUACCGGUUCUCCACCCCUCCAGAUGUGUUCAUGAGCCACAUUGACAACCCCGCCAACCAGGGAUACUGUACCCCCUCUGAUAACUGCCUCCCCUCAGGCCUUCUUAACAUGGAAAACUGCCAUGAUGGAGCCCCAUUGGUGUUUUCGCAGCCCCACUUCCUAAAUGCAGACAAAGCAGUCAUAAAUGGAGUGUAUGGGAUGCAUCCCAACAUUGAGGAACACGGCACAUUUAUUGACAUCGAGCCAAACACUGGUGCAGCAUUUUAUGCAGCUAAGAAACUACAGGCCAACAUAGCUUUGGAAAGAGUUCCAAAUAUCAAAAGCACAUUAAAACUGCCAACUGUGGUGCUGCCAGUUGUUUGGUUGAACGAGAGCUCAAAGAUCACAAAGUCUCUGGCGGAUGAGUUUAAGUCUGAGCUGCAGACCCCAUUGUUGGUGAUACAUGUUGGCACAUACUUGGCCAUCGGUCUUGGUGCCUUCCUGGUGCUAAUGUCCCUCACUGUUGCCAUCUUUAGGAAACUCCGGGAAAAACAGUACAAAAGAAUGACCGAGUACACUGAUGCAAACUGAUAUAUUGAUGGAAGGAUUCAGUAGUCCAAGUGAUACUCCCCAACAACCACUAAAUGCUCAUGGAUAAUUUAUUUGAUCAACGAUUGUGUCAGAAAAAUGUAUGAUUAACUGUUUGUGUGUGAACAAGUUCCAAAGUCUUUCUUUGGAUAAGUCAUGAUCUUCAGAGGGCAGGGCUUUUUCUGCCCAUUUUGGGAAAAAGACCCUAGACAUUUUGGGAAAAUUUGCGUCGUGAAAAUGCGGAAAUUGGGAAAUUUUUCAGUGAAAAGAAAAAAGCUGUCUAGUCUGCUGUGAAUUAGGAAAUUAUUUAAUAUUAGUUUAUUUUCCCUUAAAAAGACCCACAAUGGCUGAAAUAUCAAUCCUUGGGGUGUAAAUAUCUAUUGCAAUAAAUCAUGACAGAUAAUAUUUCAUAUCUCUAAAUGUGAUGAAAUUCAAUGAUUUCUGAGUUCAUUUACUAAAAAUACUUCACAUCACAUAAUUUAUUAGGAUGUUGAAAAUGAACCAGUACAGGUAAAAAGAAUUUCUAAAAAAAUAAAUAAAUUUGGAUUGGGAUUUUUUUCUGAAGAUUGGGAAAAAUAUCUUAUAUUUUGCUUUGGGAAUGGGUCCGAUAGUCGGACCCGUGGGUACUAAAGAAAAAGCCCUGGAGGGACAUGUGUUAUAUCCUCUCCAACCCGGACACAUGUAACAUCCUCUCCAACCAAAACAUGUGUAACAUGCUCUCGAACUGGAACAUGUGUUACAUCCUCUACAACCAAAACUUGUGUAACAUCUUCUCCAACCAGAGAACAUGUAACAUCCUUUCCAACCGGAACACAUGUAACAUUCUCUCCAACCAGAAACAUGUGUAACAUCCUCUCCAACCGGAACAGGUGUAACAUCCUCUUCACCAAAGAUAUGUGUAAAAUCUUCUCCAUCAGAUGUUCCCUCUACCUCACUCAUGCCUGAUGAGUUUCUGUGAAUUGUUGACGUUUCACUAAGUUCCGUUUGACUUUGGGAUCUCCUUAUUUUCGCAUUCUCACUUACCUCUUAUUGAUGGUGUUCUUGCAUGCAGAUUACUGAAAAAAACAAGAGACAGGAUCGUCCCAGAUGUACACACUGUUAAAGGAAACAGUGAAAUUAAUGUGAAAAAUUGAUGAAUAAUUAAUGAACUACCUAGAAUUGAAUUCACAGCGCUGUGCAAUAAGGCCAUUCAAAAUCGUUUCUUUGUAAGCAUCCUUUUGGGCUAACCAAGCAAAAAAACAAAACACACAACAUUUUAUAUGAUCAAUGACCUUGCAGAAUAUUUCUAAUUGCAUUUUACUAUAACUCAGACUGAAGAAGCUUAUAAAAACAUGCUUUAUACUUUGUUCUAGUACUUGUAUUCUUGGCAUUUGGAAAAAAUUAUGCAUUCUGUGUGAUUCUCAUGAUCUCAUUGUGCAUGGAAAUAUUUCUUACCAUUGCGAAUGGACUAUAUAUAUAUAUAUAUAUAUAGGAUGUCACUGAUUUAGUAUUCAGUUUUUUUUCGGGGGUCUUUUUCAGAAUAGCUAGAUAGGUUUCUGUACUAAAUGUUGAGGCUAAACAUAAAAACCGUUUUGGUAUGGUCUAAAUUGGUAUACUUUUUUCAAUCCCUGACAAGACAGAACAAAAAAUUCAUGCUACUGAUGUAUUAAUGAUUUGUAGCUGGGAUUUUAUUUUUGUUUUCAUUAGUUGGGACUUAAAUCUGGUGACUUCGCAGCCCACAAGAUAGGAAUGUAAUUGCUUUCUUCCUAUGCUGUGCCAAUAUGUCAAUUGUUUGUAGAAGCGUUGUCUCCCGGAAUAUCCAUAAGUUAUUGAAUUGUAACCAUUGAUGGCCAUAAAUAUUCAUUAACGUCUAAAUGCAUUUCUGAGUGUAAAUUUUUCCAUCAAUAAAGGCAAGUAUUCCAACCCCAGAAUAACCGAUGCAGCCCAAACCAUAAUCUUCAGAUCGGUGUUCACACAGCCAGCCACAUUCCCGAGACACUUAGGGUGCCAAGUUGCAUUUGCCUCUCUCCAAACUUUAAGCUGUCUGUCAGGUUUUUAGUCCAAUUUUCCAAUCAGACUCGACUGUCCAUGUGAAAUUCAUGCGACAUAAAUUACCGGUAACUCUCUUCUCUGUUGACAGUCGAGAUGCCAAUAGCUCGCUUCUUGUAACCCAGAGAAGGUAAAUAUCUUCGCACAGUUCAUUGUUCAAAGUUUUUCCUUCCCCUGUUCACUAAACAAUUUUGGAAAACCGCUUCUUGUUUGCUAUUACCAUUUCCAUGUCUCCAAAAUUGCUUUAAAGCACACUGAUUGUAGAUUUAUUCCGUCCCAACACACUUGGUAAUUUCCACAGCCCCAAAACCAGGUUCAAUCAUAAAAUAUGUUUUUCUGCUUUACAAUACCGUGUUACUCAUUUUCGAUAAUACAUAGCAGUCGACUUCUUCCACCAAAGUUUAUGUACACCACAUGGAAAGUACAUGCCAAUAAGAGUUGCUUCCCUUAUACAUGACGUUCAGUCAUAAAGUCAGUUAUUGAUCUUGAAAAGAUGCAAUAAAAAUAUCGAAUAACACCAUGGAAACAGUUUACUCAUAAAUGGCACGUUGCUGUAAUUGACGUUUGUAAUUUCAAAGAAGGCUUGUAUUAGUUUGUCAUCAAAGUUAGCAAAAUGUGUGGAGAGCAUCAAAAUCCAUCUCUCAACAUGAAUUAAGACAAACUUAUAUUAAUCUGUUCCUUCUACAAUUAAAAUUCAUAGAUGCACAGUUUUAAAUGCUUCAUACUUACUUAAAUGGAAAUGCAAGUGACAGAUAGCAAGAACAAGUAGAAAUUUAAUUUAAGACUUACCGGUACAUUUACGGUACUGUUGUGUAUGAAAAAAAUGGAAUUUGGUACUUUAAUACAACUCUGCACUUGAUUUCAUAAAAUGUAUUAUACACUAUACAAACCAUGCAAACAAAAUAUGCCUAUGUGAAUGUAUCGAUUAUAUUAUUGAAAUAUUGUUGUGUGAUAUAAUGUGUGAUUUAUAUAUAUUCCUACAAGCCUCAUUUGUCAUGUACUCAAUGUUUUUAUUUUGAAAAAAUAUUGUAGUGUGACUUGUUGUUAGUCUUUCUAAACCCACAAUGCAUAUAAGUGCUUAGAUAUAUGUUUUGAUAAUUUUCUUGUAUGUUUGUAUUAUUAUUAUUAUUAUUAUUAUUAUUAUUAUUAUUAUAAUGGAUCCUGUGAUGAAAUCGCUGUUGCAAUUGUGCUAAAAUGACUAAUAAGUGCCUCUGAUUGUGUAGGUCCUGUCUGAUUGUACCUGUGUGUGUAGUGCCUCUGAUUGUGUAGGUCCUGUCUGAUUGUACCUGUGUGUGUAGUGCCUCUGAUUGUGUAGGUCCUGUCUGAUUGUACCUGUGUGUGUAGUGCCUCUGAUUGUGUAGGUCCUGUCUGAUUGUACCUGUGUGUGUAGUGCCUCUGAUUGUGUAGGUCCUGUCUGAUUGUACCUGUGUGUGUAGUGCCUCUGAUUGUGUAGGUCCUGUCUGAUUGUACCUGUGUGUGUAGUGCCUCUGAUUGUGUAGGUCCUGUCUGAUUGUACCUGUGUGUGUAUGCCUCUGAUUGUGUAGGUCCUGUCUGAUUGUACCUGUGUGUGUAGUGCCUCUGAUUGUGUAGGUCCUGUCUGAUUGUACCUGUGUGUGUAGUGCCUCUGAUUGUGUAGGUCCUGUCUGAUUGUACCUGUGUGUGUAGUGCCUCUGAUUGUGUAGGUCCUGUCUGAUUGUACCUGUGUAUGUAGUGCCUCUGAUUGUGUAGGUCCUGUCUGAUUGUACCUGUGUGUGUAUGCCUCUGAUUGUGUAGGUCCUGUCUGAUUGUACCUGUGUGUGUAUGCCUAAAUUGUGUUUUUCUUGUUCUGUAUAAGUGUUACAUCUCUUUACAAAUAUAAAUACACAAAUGGACUCUUGUUUCACUGUAUGAAGGACUGCUAUAUAUAUUUGCAUUUAACCUUUGAAGUUGCAACAACAAUGUCCUAGUUACAUGCAUAUUUGAAAUAUGUACUUUAAAAUGAAGACAUUGAAUGAGUGUAGCUAUUAAACGUUCAAGACAUUA
Mya arenaria is the source of this 5577-nucleotide messenger RNA. RefSeq names its product lysosome membrane protein 2-like. Gene Ontology annotation, cellular component: cytoplasm; membrane. The transcript is spliced from 13 exons. NCBI's taxonomy places the organism in Eukaryota, Metazoa, Mollusca, Bivalvia, Myida, Myidae. Gene Ontology annotation, molecular function: scavenger receptor activity. The coding region runs from base 67 to 1530 and encodes 487 amino acids. The record is from RefSeq and is a predicted model, not a curated record.